Messenger RNA from Sphaerulina musiva SO2202, 1562 nucleotides. RefSeq names its product alcohol dehydrogenase. The record is from RefSeq and is a predicted model, not a curated record. The transcript is spliced from 3 exons. Lineage: Eukaryota; Fungi; Ascomycota; Dothideomycetes; Mycosphaerellales; Mycosphaerellaceae. Gene Ontology annotation, cellular component: cytosol. Gene Ontology annotation, molecular function: zinc ion binding; S-(hydroxymethyl)glutathione dehydrogenase [NAD(P)+] activity. Bases 142 to 1302 code for a protein of 386 amino acids. Gene Ontology annotation, biological process: formaldehyde catabolic process.
CGCCCGUCUGACCCUCUACUUUCCUCUCUUCUCUUCUCCUCCCCAUCCCAUCACCUCCACCACUAUACUACACUCCUCCCCUCCAGCUCCGCUCCAUUGACAUAUACCCGCCUACUAUCUUCUCCCUCGACUAGCACCAUCAUGUCUGACACGGCGGGAAAGAGCAUCAUCUGCAAGGCUGCCGUGGCCUGGGAAGCUGGCAAAGACCUGGUCAUUGAGGACGUCGAGGUCCUCCCGCCCCGAGCCCAUGAAGUCCGCAUCCAGGUGCACUACACUGGCGUGUGCCACACAGAUGCCUACAUGCUGAGCGGAAAGGACCCCGAAGGAGCCUUCCCCGUCAUUGCUGGACACGAGGGUGCUGGCAUUGUCGAGAGCGUGGGAGAAGGUGUCACUAACGUGAAGGUCGGCGACACAGUCAUUGCGUUGUACACACCAGAAUGCGGGGAAUGCAAGUUCUGCAAGUCUGGCAAGACCAACCUCUGCGGCAAAAUCCGUGCUACUCAAGGAAAAGGUGUCAUGCCUGAUGGCACUUCGCGCUUCAAGUGCAAGGGCAAGGACCUCCUUCACUUCAUGGGCUGCUCCACUUUCUGCCAAUACACCGUCCUCGCCGACAUCUCCGUCGUAGCCGUCACCCCCGAUGCCCCCAUGGACCGCACGUGUCUCCUCGGCUGUGGUAUCACUACCGGCUACGGUGCAGCAGUCAUCACUGCCGGCAAAGGUGGUGUGGAGAAGGGCUCCAACGUUGCCGUCUUCGGUGCUGGUUGUGUUGGUCUCUCUGUCAUCCAGGGCGCUGUCAAGCAAGAAGCGGCCAAGAUUAUUGUGGUGGAUGUCAAUGACUCUAAGAAGGAAUGGGCCAAGAAGUUUGGUGCUACCGAUUUCGUCAAUCCUGCCAAGGAUCUCAAGGAGGGGGAGAACAUCCAGACAAGACUGAUUGAGAUGACGGACGGAGGCUGUGACUACACCUUUGACUGCACAGGCAAUGUCCAUGUUAUGAGAUCUGCCCUCGAGGCCUGCCACAAGGGCUGGGGAGAGAGCAUCAUCAUUGGUGUCGCAGCUGCAGGACAGGAAAUUGCCACGAGACCAUUCCAACUCGUCACCGGUCGUGUAUGGAAGGGUUGUGCAUUCGGCGGUGUCAAGGGCCGCAGCCAAAUGGGUGGUCUCGUCCAGGAUUACAUGGACAACAAGCUCAAGGUCGACGAGUUCAUCACGCAUCGACAGCCACUCGGCAAGGUCAACCAGGCCUUCCACGACAUGCACGCUGGCGACUGCAUUCGCUGUGUCGUUGACAUGCGCACGGUCUAAGUGGCGGGACAACAAAUGUAUCUUCUAAUGAGUUUAUGAGCAACAUGUGAAUGAAAAUGGUGGUCAAUUGACACGUACUUGUGUGAUGGCAAAAAUGCAGUAUUGAACGAUUGCUGCGAAAUAAUGGGAGGGCAAGGACUCGACGAGGAGAGUUGGACAGACUGUACAGAUCUAUGUAGAUGUGCCUGCCGCUCCUCGGAAGUAUCAUAUUACCUACUUGCUAUCCUCAGUUACUUAGGAGAGAUGCAAUUCCAGUUACA